Molecule: messenger RNA, 2421 nt
Organism: Cajanus cajan (pigeon pea)
Lineage: Eukaryota; Viridiplantae; Streptophyta; Magnoliopsida; Fabales; Fabaceae
Product: GPCR-type G protein 2
Biological process (GO): response to abscisic acid
Cellular component (GO): membrane
Molecular function (GO): abscisic acid binding
Source: RefSeq, a predicted model, not a curated record
ACAAUUAGUAAAAUAAAUGAAACGAAAAUAUAAUAAGGAGUUGAGAUGGGAAAGUGUAUGAACCUUUGAUGCAGUUGGACAACGAAAAGGAAAAGAAGGAGGUGAUUAAACUUACUUGAAUCGGUGGUUGAUGAAUUGAAAGCAUCGCAUAUUGUUGUUGUUGUUGAUUGUAGCCGAGAUAAGAUCAGAAGAGCGAGCGAGGGCUCGUUGGUUGGAGCAGUGGAUCUGAUGCGAUGGUUGUUGAUUUGAUUGAGAAGUAACUGAGUGGAAGAAGAAGAAGAAGAAGUGAAUUGAAUUGAGACAGAGAUGGGUUGGGUAAGGGGAAUGUUGGAAGGGGCGUCGGUGGUGGGAUGCUUGUGCUUGCUGGGUUGGGCGGGUCUCUGGUUCUUGAACCGUCGUCUCUACAAAGAGUACGAAGAGAAACGUGUCCUCGUUCAAAUCAUCUUCAGCGUCGUUUUCGCCUUCUCCUGCAAUCUUCUCCAGCUCGUUCUCUUCGAAAUCAUUCCCAUUCUCUCCAAAGAGGCAAGAGUGGUGAACUGGAAGGUGGACUUGUUCUGCUUGAUUCUGUUGCUCGUUUUCCUCCUCCCUUAUUACCACUGUUACUUGAUGCUCAAAAACAGCGGCAUCAGAACCGAGAGGGCUGCUCUUGGUGCAAUUCUCUUCUUGCUUGCUUUUCUCUAUGCCUUUUGGCGCAUGGGCAUUCACUUUCCAAUGCCCUCCCCUGAUAAAGGUUUCUUCACCAUGCCUCAACUGGUGAGUAGAAUUGGGGUCAUUGGUGUUACUGUCAUGGCUGUCCUGUCCGGUUUUGGGGCAGUAAACCUCCCGUACAGUUAUUUAUCACUUUUCAUCAGGGAGAUUGAGGAAACUGAAAUCAAGGCCUUGGAGAGACAGCUAAUGCAAUCGAUUGAGACUUGCAUAUCAAAGAAAAAGAAAAUUAUUCUUUGCCAGAUGGAGAUGGAGCACAAGCAAGGAUCUGAAGAGAAGUUAAAUGCUAGGUCUCUAAUUAAACGAAUUGUUGGUACGGUUGUUCGAUCCGUGCAUGAGGAUCAAAAAGAGCAAGAUAUUAAAGGCUUGGAAGCAGAAGUUCUGGCCUUAGAAGAGCUUUCAAAGCAAUUGUUCUUGGAAAUCUAUGAGCUUCGUCAAGCAAAGGAAGCUGCUGCUUAUUCUCGAACUUGGAGAGGACACAUGCAGAAUCUGCUUGGCUACGCUUGUUCUGUAUAUUGUGUGUAUAAAAUGAUCAAGUCAUUGCAAAGUGUUGUUUUCAAACAGGAUGGUUCAGUUGAUCCUGUGACAAGGAUAAUAAGUAUAUUCCUUCAGUUCUUUGAUAUAGGAAUAAAUGCAGCCUUAUUAUCACAGUACAUUUCCUUGCUAUUCAUCGGAAUGCUGGUUGUGAUAUCAGUGCGUGGAUUCUUAACAAAUCUGAUGAAGUUCUUUUUUGCUGUUUCAAGAGUUGGAAGUGGAUCUUCAAGCAAUGUAGUUCUGUUUUUGUCUGAGAUAAUGGGAAUGUAUUUUGUAUCUUCUAUUCUUUUAAUCAGGAAAAGCUUAGCAACUGAAUACAGGAUUAUUAUAACUGAGGUGUUGGGUGGUGAUAUUCAGUUUGACUUUUAUCACCGAUGGUUUGAUGCAAUUUUUGUGGCUAGUGCAUUCCUUUCACUGCUUUUACUUUCUGCGCAUUAUACAUCUCGCCAAAUUGACAAACAUCCAAUUGAUUAACAAGAAACACACCCGCUAGAUGCAUGUAUAGUUCCUAAUGCCACGGAAGGUUUGAUACCAGGCUAGUGAACAUUAAUGUUUAAAUCUUCCAGAUGGAUGCAUUUGAAUUUAUUUGAUAGCUGAUAGAGGUCUUUCAUUAUUUUUAUGUGCCAUUGAAUAGCUGAUUAGAACAUCUGAUGCUGGAGCAAAUCACCAGUGAAGGGGUUGAUAUCGUUAUAGUUAUAUCAAUAGAUGCACAUGCUGCUAAAUCUUUUAGAAUACCCAUUUUUUGGAUGAUUUUCUAUCGAAAGUGGACUUUUCUGAACAGAAAUAUUGUUGGGCAAUAUCUUCAAUGUAUAUUUGCUUAUGCGUUGUUAAGCAUAGAAUGAAUUGGAUGUGGAUAGUUUUGGCCCUUGGGAUCGGUACCAUGGACCUAAAGAAGAGUUGCAUAGUUAUAGAUAAUUGGUAAUUUUGGAUUAUCGGGGGUUGAAAUUUCCACUCAAAUACAUUGGCAGUUCGUCUUGAAUUUUUUUUCUUUUAUGAUGUUGGUAUAUUUCUUCUCCAACUUCUUAAGCGAGAUUACUUAAAAGUAUAUGCAUAUUAUUCUAGAUCAUCAGGUACUCAUUGGAGUGUCUAGACUUUUUUCACAUGUAAUUGGUAAUAUGAAGUCAUCUUGCGGUAAUGUGUCCAGCAAGAAAAAGAAUGAUAAGUUGUUUUGUGUUAUCAUCC